AUGGUGGAUCCAUCACAAGAAUAUGCACUCAUGGAAGAAAGAGAGGAGCUAAUGGUUUCACUUGUUGAUGAACAAGUAAUGCCCAUUUUUAGAGUUGCCCAUUUUCUCAAACCAACAAUACCAUCUGCCCCAAAACUCCCUUUUCUCCCUUCAAGAUCCAAACUUUGUUCUUCUUCAUUAAAGGUUAAGUUUGGGGGUGGGGUUGCGUACAUGAGGGGGUGGUCUAAAUGGGUUGAUAAGUUAAAGCCUUUAUACCAAGAUACAUGGAAAAAAGCUGGAAUCUUUGAAGCUAUUUUAGCUUCAACAUUCAAGAUUCAUCUUCACAAUGAUUUGAUUAUCGCGCUUGCUGAGAGAUGGUGUGUGGAGACUAAUACGUUCAUUUUUCCAUGGGGAGAAGGGACGGUUACUUUGGAAGAUAUGGUAGUUUUGGGUGGUUUCUCUAUUUUAGGCCGUAAUGUGUUGAGACCUGUUAAGACCAAAGAGUGUGUUGAAAUGGAAAGAAGUAUUAGGGAACUUUAUAAAGUUGUUAGUGUUUAUCACCAUGCGUGGAUGGAGUAUUUUGAAGGAAAAAGUUGUAGUGACCAUUUGGAGCAUGUUGCAUUUUUGACCCUUUGGUUGUCUAGGUUUGUGUUUCCCCCUAAAGGUUCACAGAAUGUGCACCAAGCUGUUAUCCCUAUCGCAAUUCAUCUUUCUCGAGGUAACUCAAUGGCACUUGCCCCUGCUGUUCUUGCUAGUAUUUAUAGAGAUUUGAACUUGCUUAACCAAUUGAUUGUAUCUUCAGCUAAGCACACUGAACAUAGUAGUAAUUCUCGAUGUGUUGAGGAUGAGUCGGAACUUAUCCUUCGCUCUCCUCUUCAUUUUGUUCAGCUAUGGGCUUGGGAGAGAUUUCCCGGUUUGCAGCCUAAGCCUGGUGUUAUUUACUGUGGAGAGCCAAGAGUGGCUAGAUGGCAUAAGGUGAAAAAACUAGAACGUGUAGAUCCUAGGUGUAACACCCCACAUUUUUCGGGCUAG
Messenger RNA from Capsicum annuum, 1011 nucleotides. RefSeq lists its product as uncharacterized. The coding region runs from base 1 to 1011 and encodes 336 amino acids. Lineage: Eukaryota; Viridiplantae; Streptophyta; Magnoliopsida; Solanales; Solanaceae. The transcript has a single exon. Gene Ontology annotation, biological process: meristem maintenance; meristem development. The record is from RefSeq and is a predicted model, not a curated record.